CCCGCGUGCUGCCGGGGUCGCGCCGCCGUCCAUGAGGAGAAGGAGGAGCGCGCGCCAUUUGCCGUCGCUGCUUGGGCCCGAGCUGCGCCGCGCCGGCCCCGCUCCGCAGCAUAAUAAAAUGGCUAAUCAGGUGAAUGGUAAUGCGGUACAGUUAAAAGAAGAGGAAGAACCAAUGGAUACUUCCAGUGUAACUCACACAGAACACUACAAGACACUGAUAGAGGCAGGCCUCCCACAGAAGGUGGCAGAGAGACUUGAUGAAAUAUUUCAGACAGGCUUGGUAGCUUAUGUCGAUCUUGAUGAAAGAGCAAUUGAUGCUCUUAGGGAAUUUAAUGAAGAAGGAGCCCUCUCUGUAUUACAGCAAUUUAAAGAAAGUGACCUGUCGCAUGUACAGAACAAAAGUGCAUUUUUAUGUGGAGUUAUGAAGACCUACAGGCAAAGAGAGAAACAAGGCAGCAAAGUACAGGAAUCAACGAAGGGACCAGAUGAAGCAAAGAUUAAGGCUUUGCUAGAGCGGACUGGUUACACUUUGGAUGUAACUACAGGACAGAGGAAAUAUGGGGGUCCUCCUCCAGAUACUGUGUAUUCUGGUGUUCAGCCAGGCAUUGGAACAGAGGUUUUUGUUGGUAAAAUUCCCCGAGACCUUUAUGAAGAUGAAUUGGUACCACUCUUUGAGAAAGCUGGUCCAAUUUGGGAUCUGCGUCUCAUGAUGGAUCCUCUUUCUGGUCAAAACAGAGGUUAUGCUUUCAUUACCUUUUGUAGUAAAGAUGCAGCGCAAGAAGCAGUCAAACUGUGUGACAAUUAUGAAAUCCGUCCUGGAAAGCACCUUGGAGUAUGCAUCUCUGUGGCAAACAACAGGUUGUUUGUUGGGUCAAUUCCAAAGAACAAAACUAAGGAAAACAUAUUGGAAGAGUUUGGUAAAGUCACAGAGGGUUUGGUGGAUGUAAUUUUGUAUCAUCAACCUGAUGAUAAAAAGAAGAAUCGAGGAUUCUGCUUCUUGGAAUAUGAGGAUCACAAGUCAGCAGCGCAAGCUCGCCGACGCCUGAUGAGUGGGAAAGUAAAAGUCUGGGGAAAUGUUGUUACAGUGGAAUGGGCUGAUCCAGUAGAGGAACCUGAUCCAGAAGUCAUGGCAAAGGUUAAAGUUUUAUUUGUAAGAAACUUGGCCACUACUGUGACAGAAGAAAUUCUUGAGAAAUCCUUUUCUGAAUUUGGAAAGCUGGAAAGAGUAAAGAAGUUGAAGGAUUAUGCGUUUGUUCAUUUUGAGGACAGAGGUGCAGCAGUGAAGGCUAUGAAUGAAAUGAAUGGGAAAGAGAUAGAAGGGGAAGAAAUUGAAAUAGUAUUAGCAAAGCCACCGGAUAAGAAAAGGAAAGAACGUCAGGCUGCCAGACAGGCCUCCCGGAGCACUGCGUAUGAAGAUUAUUAUUACUACCCUCCGCCUCGCAUGCCACCUCCUAUUAGAGGCCGAGGCCGUGGAGGAAGAGGUGGAUAUGGCUAUCCCCCAGAUUACUAUGGCUAUGAAGAUUAUUAUGAUGAUUACUAUGGCUAUGACUAUCAUGACUACCGUGGUGGCUAUGAAGAUCCCUAUUACGGCUAUGAUGAUGGCUAUGCUAUAAGAGGAAGAGGAGGAGGAGGAAGGGGUGGGAGAGGUGCCCCUCCACCACCUAGGGGGCGGGGAGCACCACCACCAAGAGGUAGAGCUGGCUACUCACAGAGGGGGGCACCCAUGGGACCGCCGAGAGGAGCCAGGGGGGGGAGAGGGGGCCCUGCGCAGCAGCAGAGAGGACGUGGUGCUCGUGGAGCCAGGGGCAACCGUGGGGGCAACGUAGGAGGCAAGAGAAAGGCAGAUGGGUACAACCAACCUGAUUCCAAGCGCCGUCAGACCAACAACCAGCAGAAUUGGGGCUCCCAACCCAUCGCUCAGCAGCCGCUCCAGCAAGGUGGUGACUAUGCCGGUAACUAUGGUUACAAUAAUGACAACCAGGAAUUUUAUCAGGAUACUUAUGGGCAACAGUGGAAGUAGACAAGUGAGGAGGGAUUGAGAAUAUUGGAAACAUAGAAUUGGCUAUAGUGCUACAUCUUUCAAAAAAAAAAAAAUUGGCUUAAUGUUUCAUCCUUCAGUAGCGAUUGGCUGCCAUUUGUAUUGGGCUGAAGAAUCACUCUAUUGUGUAUAUACUCGAGUCUCUUAGUUUUCUUUUUUCAUAAACGCACUUGGACAUUACUGGGCUUGCAGAAUUCCUGAACUCCUUAUGGGGUUUCAGUGCUUUUAUCAUUUUAGGCUUCACUUUAGCAGUUUAAAAGCAGGAAUGGCACACUGUUCAAUCAUGAUUUUGCAGAACCUCUGGUUUUGGACAGUUUAUUCCUUUUUUUUUUUUUUUUUUUUUUUUGGAUUUGGGAUAGACUACAUAGGAGUAUGCUGUACAUAAAAGUAAAAGCUAGUGCUUUGUCUUAGUAGUUUUAAGAAAUUAAAACAAAUUAAGUUUUCUUGUAUUGAAAAUAACAUGAUUGUAUGUUUUGCAUUCCUAGAAGUAGGAUAACUGUGUUUUUAAAUUGUUAUAACUUCACACCUUUUUGAAAAUCUGCCCUACAAAAUUUGUUUGGCUUAAAACGUCAAAGCCGUGGCAAUUUGUUCCUUGAUGUGAUUGUAUUUCCAAUUUCUUGUUCAUGUAAGAUUUCAAUAAAACUCAAAAAUCUAUUCAAAACAUUA
Messenger RNA from Vidua macroura (Pin-tailed whydah), 2704 nucleotides. RefSeq names its product heterogeneous nuclear ribonucleoprotein R (gene HNRNPR). NCBI's taxonomy places the organism in Eukaryota, Metazoa, Chordata, Aves, Passeriformes, Viduidae. Gene Ontology annotation, molecular function: mRNA binding. The record is from RefSeq and is a predicted model, not a curated record. Bases 32 to 2020 code for a protein of 662 amino acids. Gene Ontology annotation, cellular component: ribonucleoprotein complex; nucleus. The transcript is spliced from 11 exons.